Messenger RNA from Magallana angulata, 1196 nucleotides. RefSeq lists its product as uncharacterized. The coding region runs from base 117 to 1091 and encodes 324 amino acids. The transcript has 6 exons. The record is from RefSeq and is a predicted model, not a curated record. NCBI's taxonomy places the organism in Eukaryota, Metazoa, Mollusca, Bivalvia, Ostreida, Ostreidae.
GUGAAGUGAUAAAUUGUUGAUGCGGCAUUUAAGAUUAUUUAUAACCAACUGACAGUUGAGUUUAAAGACAUUCUCUAUUCGUUUGUUUACGAUUAAUUACUAAAUACAAACAAGAUAUGGAACUUUAUAGAUUGGUUUUUGUUUGUUUGACAUUAAUUGCAUUUUCUAAGGUUUUUGUGAAUUCUAAUAAAUGCAACGACAACUCAGCAGCAACAGCACAAAUAGUGAAAUCAUGUCCGCAAAACCACAAGGAAUGGAUCAAAGCAGCUGCAAGGAAAGGCUGUGAACAAAUGGCACCCUUUUGUUCAUCACUUGAAUACCACUGCGUAAUUAAUGCAUGGGGAAAUGAAACAAUUGAAGUAUGUGCCCCCAAACUGCAAAUUGUUGGAAAUAAUUGUGCUGAAUAUAGUCAAGGCGGGAAAAGAAUUCAACGCAACGGAAUUGUACCAUGCAAAAACUGCCCGUCUCAUUACUUUUCAAAUGAAACUUUCAAAUAUCAAGAAUGUUAUGAGCACGUCAAAAAUGCAAAAACAUCACAUACAACACAACUGACAACCGAAUCGAUAUCAGUCGAAUCAACUGAAGGAAAAGUUAACCAAUCUACAUCAGUAACUCCUAUGGAGAUUUCAGUACGACUAGUUCAAAAUAUUGAUAACCAAAAUACACCGAGUCAUAUCAUCAUCAUUAGUGUGUGUGUGGUCAUCGGUUUAGCUGGCAUAAUAAUUGUUUUCACAGUUAAACAACGAUCAUGGGCAAAUAAAAUUUGCUCUCAUUUUAAAAGAAUAGUUUUACAAAGUGAAGAAUCAAAAAUGACAAAUCAAGGUACGUUUAUUUUUUUUCUUCUUCGUCAUUCAUUUAGAAGAAACAUUGGAUAUUUAGAGGUGAAAAAUGGACGUGUAUAUAUUGUACAUGUUGGAUAUAUUACAUUCGUAUUUAUAUUAACUUAUUUUGUAGAAUCUGCUAUUAGAAAUGUCGAGGAAGGCCCCGAAGUACAAAAUUGUUUACUGGAAAAGGAAACGCAAAUACAGGACAUGUUCUAUAAACUGAAUGAAUCUUCAGACAAUGCCAAUUCAGAUGCAUUCUCAAGCUGACACAUUUUCUAUUAAAUGCAAUAUUUGUAUGUUCUGUUAUUUAUGUAUUUAUUGUUAUUAUUCAUGUUUGUAUUGACUCUAAAUGGCAGCUACUUAUUAAAUGAA